AUGGCAUUAGCCAUCUCUCUCUCAUUCUCGCUCUCUGUCUCUCCAUCUCGCUCUCUAGCACUUUCCCUCCUCCUUUAUUCUUGUGCCUCUCUUUUUUCUCCCUUAUUACGCCUUUUUUUUCUCUGUUCCUCUUGUUUCUGUUUCCUCUCUUUCUUCGAAAUUAUUCCAGGUUUGUUUCAUCUCUUAUGCUGUCACUUUUACUUCAAAUCUUUCGUUCCUCUUUUUUGCUUUUCUCUCUCUCUCUCUCUCUCUCUCUCUCUCUCUCCUUUUUCUUCCAUGCCAACCUUCUCUCUACCUUCAUUUCUUUCUCUCUUUAUUCUUCCUCGCCAUCCUUCUCUCUAUAUUUAUUCCUUUCUCUCUCUCUGUCCCACCUUAUUCUUCCAUGCCAUCCUUCUCUCUACCUUCAUUUCUUUCUCUCUCUCUCUCUCUCUCUCUCUCUAUUCUUCCUCGCCAUCCUUCUCUCUACAUUCAUAUCUUUCUCCCUCUCCCACCUUAUUCUUCCUCGCCAUCCUUCUCUCUACGUUCAUUUAUUUCUCUCUCUCCCCCUCCCACUUAUUAUUCCACGCCAACCUUCUCUCUACAUUAAUUUCUUUCUCUCUGUCUCUUUCUCUCCUUAUUCUUUCUCGCCAUCCUUCUCGCUACAUUCAUAUCUUUCUCUCUCUCUUUCCUCCACCUUAUUCCUCCACGUCAUCCUUCUCUCUACCUUCAUUUCUUUCUCUCUCUCUCUCUCUCUCCCUUUAUUCUCUCUACAUUAAUUUCUUUCUCUCUGUCUCUUUCUCUCCUUAA
Molecule: messenger RNA, 786 nt
Organism: Acanthosepion pharaonis
Lineage: Eukaryota; Metazoa; Mollusca; Cephalopoda; Sepiida; Sepiidae
Source: the annotation of a GenBank genome assembly